AUGGCGAUGAGAGCGGCGGCGACGGCGGCGAUUUCUGCCAAUUCGCAUAUAGGAAGGGGAUUAAGGGGUUUGUACUCUUCUUUCUCAAGUUUCCCCUUUGAUCUGCCCAAGGCUACAGUCGACAAGCCUCCUAAGGCCGAACCCUCCACCAAUCUCUUCGUCUCUGGACUUAGCAAACGUACAACAACAGAAGGCCUUCGUGAUGCCUUUGCCAAAUUUGGUGAAGUAGUCCAGGCUAAAGUGGUGACUGAUCGUGUAAAUGGUUACUCAAAGGGUUUUGGUUUCGUCAAGUAUGCAACUCUAGAAGAUGCUGCAGCAGGGAUUAGUGGCAUGGAUGGCCAGUUUUUGGAUGGUUGGGUUAUUUUCGCAGAGUAUGCAAGGCCUAGGGAACCUCUUCCACGCGUGAACAACUCUCCUCCUCCUCAGGGUCAACAGUGGUGA
This is a messenger RNA of Striga hermonthica, 441 nucleotides long. The record is from the annotation of a GenBank genome assembly. Lineage: Eukaryota; Viridiplantae; Streptophyta; Magnoliopsida; Lamiales; Orobanchaceae.